Molecule: messenger RNA, 2799 nt
Organism: Lodderomyces beijingensis
Lineage: Eukaryota; Fungi; Ascomycota; Pichiomycetes; Serinales; Debaryomycetaceae
Source: the annotation of a GenBank genome assembly
AUGCAUCUAGAUGACCAUCAGCAUACGGCGCAGCUAGCUCAGCAGUUUAAUGAGUUCUACUUGUCCAUCACGUCGCCCGAGAUUAACCAGAUUGGCAACUAUCGCAUAACCAAGGAGAUUGGAGAAGGCGCGUUUGGCAAGGUCUACUUGGCUAGACAUGUGCUUCUCAACAUCCAUGUUGUGCUCAAGUGCGGCAAAAUCGACGAUCCCAACAUUGUGCGGGAAAUCUACUACCACAAGCAGUUGAAACAUAAAAACGUGGUUAGCUUGUACGAGGUGAUCAAAACCGAAAACCAUCUUUGGAUCGCGAUGGAGUAUUGCGAAGGCGGAGAGUUGUACGACUUGAUUUACGAGAAAAAACGACUAAAUGUGCAAGAGGCGCAGAAUAUCUUUUUCCAAAUCGCUCUCGGGGUGCAGUUUGUCCAUUCGAUGAACUUGAGCCACCGGGACUUGAAGCUUGAGAAUAUCUUGCUAGCAGACAAGCGGAAAUCGGUGGUGAAACUAACUGAUUUUGGCUUCAUUCGCGAGUUUAAUCCGCUGGCGAGAAAGUUUUUGUCGACAAUCUGCGGCACCACCGUUUAUAUGGCACCAGAACUACUCAUGGGCCAGAAAUACUCGGGGUUUGCCAUCGACGUGUGGUCGCUUGGGAUAAUUCUAUACACUGUGCUCUAUGGCAUACUACCGUUUGACGAUGACGAUGAUUUAAAGACAAAGUCGAAAGUCUUAAACGACACACCCAUCUUGGGUGACCAUGUGCCAGAAGAAGUAAACCAAUUGAUUUUAAAGAUGCUCAAUAAAAAUCCAAGCGAGAGGCCCAGUGUUGGUGAAAUCUUAAACUCGUCUUUUUUAAUUGACUUGUACAAUAGGCAUUUGGAGAAAAAUCAAGAUAAAAAACAUGCCGACGCCGAGUCCAUCAUCUCGAUCAACCAGCAUUACAACUGCAUUCAAAAGCCAUUUGACACCAAGAUUGAAAAAGAUUUGCUCCGACGAUUGCAAAAACUAGACUUUGACGUCGACGAGUUACAAGCGGGCGUCUACAGCAACGAUAUAAAUCUGUUGACUGCAUUGUACGAAAUCUUACUAACACAUGAAUUUUCCAAAAAGCGGAAGAAGUACAUUCGCGAAAAGAAGCGGAAAUACUAUGAGGCGAGAAACUCGCUACGCAAGUCGAGAAAGAGGGUCAAGAGCGCAUUGUCGAUGUCCGAGCAGUAUUCCGGGUCGCAGCCGUUGGAGCGGAUCAUAUCGAGUCUAAGCUUGGCCUCGAACAAAAACUCCAACUCUAGCAAAACCAACCUUGCGAGAUUCUCAACCGCGUCUAAAAAGACCGAUCCCCAGUACCUGCCAAAGUCUCCAACAGCAAAUGCUCGAUUCAAUAGUGCGGUUGAUGACGACGGCAAACUGCUGUUACUGCUGUUGCAGCAACAGCACCAACACCAACACCAACACCAACACCAACACCAACACCAACAUCAGCAUCAGCAUCAGCUUCCGCACUUGGGCCCGAAACGAGCUUCUCAGGGCAUUUCUCCAACAUCUACUGCUGUCAACACGCCACUACACAGGGCAGUUUCAUUUGUUCCCGAGCAACGGAAAUUCUCAGCUGCAUCAACGCAAAAGGAGCCCAAGGAGUCCAAAAAGUCUUCAAACAAAAUAUUUAACAAACUUCAAUUUUGGCGCAAAAACAAAGGCGAGAAUGAUGACGAAGAUCGAGACGAUCGCAGAUCUUUCCGGAGCAACAAUUCGCAGAAACUUGAUGACUCGGAUGAGACGGGGUUGGAGAUCAACAUCAGGCCGAGCCCCGAGCGGAAUUACAAUCAAAUUGGCCAGCCGGUGCUAGUUCAUGCAAACGGCGGCGACGCCAACGGUAACGGUCCAGUGGCCAACAGGGUCGAGCUCGAGCGUCAAGCAAUAUCGGCACCCAAAGGUGUAACCACAACUUUGGACAACGGAAGCACGGCCUCGCUUACCCGCACACCGCCGCCAAAUGAAGGUAGGGCGUUCUCGAGAGGCACCAGGCCGUCGUCGAUGAUAUCACAGAUUAGUCAAAUAAGCAGAUUGAGCCAGAUGUCAACGAUGUUAUCGGAGUCUGAAUUGGAUAUAUUGGAUGAAACCGAUACCAUGGAUGAUGAAUAUGAGGAAGACGAUGCUUACGAGUCCAGCAUUAAUGUUUCCUCAGAGUACAGACAGAGUACUGGCCCCGUCAGGAACCUAAGGAAACGGCCUAGCUACAGAAGAGCAGUGUCAUCGGACCACUCGCUUAAUAUCACUUCUUCGCCCGGUGGUGGUAGUGGCUCGACACACGCGCGCAAGAGGUCAUCGCUUUCUCGGCUACCAAGCAACUCGUCUGACGAGGUACCAGGCGAACAACCAAACCUUCAUGACGAAAGUGCAGCACCCGGAAUCACGAAAUACGAAACGGUGGUGAGCAAGAAUGCGCAGACAAAGCUGGCAGCGCUUGAAGUACAGAAUAAGUCCGUAUUUGCCAUUAACGGGCUUGUAAAUGGAAAUGGACAUGGAAGUGGCAGUGGAAGUGUAAACGAAAAGCUUCAGCGGGCCCCUUCGCCACCAGUUGCGUUCAACUUGAGUUUAAAAGGGUUGAACCGCGAUCCAAAGCUAAACAAGAGAGUAUUGUCACCGUCGAUAGGCACAAACAAUGUCAAUUUGCCCUUUCCUCGCACUUUUCAAGAUACAAAAUUGGAGUGGUCUGGAAUCACAGCAAAUAGCGGUACGGCAGCAUCUCAUGUUAACAAGAACCCCAUUUUCCAGCCUAUCAUCGAUGAAGAAGAAGAAGACGAAUGA